CUUUAGGAAGUUGCCAUGCAGGUUCCCUCCCACCUAAACUCACAUCUUACGUCAAACACCACUCUCAUCUCUGUCGGCUGCAAUUUCAUAGCAACUCCUUAAAGCUUUCAGAGAAUUCAUUGCCUCUGUCAGAUUUUAUGGCCUUUUAGUUUAAUCAACAUAUUAAACGCCAGCAGUUGAGUUUAUUGAAAGCAUUGAGCUAAGAUGGAAGUGGAUCAUCAAGUUUGUAAUCCAUCCAAGUGGUUUUCAAACAAGGGACUGAGGUUGAGUUUCCCUCGUCGCCGAUCAAAGUCGAGGUCAACAUCAAGGUCUCCCACCUCCCCCAUGUCUCCAGGUGAAAGUACAACAAAAAGAUCCACUAGAGAUGAUGAGCUUAAAGAGGUUUUUCGUCAUUUUGAUGGCGAUGGUGAUGGGAAAAUAUCAGCCCUCGAGCUCAGGAGUUACUUUGCAUCAAUUGGAGAGUACAUGUCGUACGAAGAGGCUCAAGGAGCCAUCAAUGAUCUCGACACAGAUGGUGAUAAUUUGCUUGACUUUCAAGACUUUCUGCGGCUUAUGCAAGGAGAAGGCGAUGAGGAUCUGAAGAGGGCGUUUGAGAUGUUCGAGUUGGAGAAGAAAGGCUGCAUAACUCCAAAAGGGUUGCAAAAAAUGUUGAACCGCCUUGGAGAUUCAAAAUCUUACGAUGAUUGUGUUGCCAUGAUUCAAGUUUUUGACAUCGAUCGCAAUGGAGUCCUUGAUUAUCAUGAAUUUUACCAGAUGAUGACUAAUUAGUAUCUUUCGACACCCACUUUAACUACACAAAUAGAUAUACAAUUAUAAUGUGUCAUUACAUGAUUGGUGUUAAUUUAUCUUUAAUUCAAAGUUACCUAAUCAAUUAAGAACACAUCUUAGAUAUAUAUCUAUUUGUGUAGUGGGUACAGAUAGUUUCAUUGUUUCCGCAAACAAAUCUAUGUUUCAUGGUAUGAGUCUUUUGAUUCCAUUGUUCCAAACAAAUGUCUUUCUUUGGUUCUUUGUUUCCAGGUUAAAUAUGAUUAUAUGAUAUAUAUGAGUUUGCUCUUUUA
Molecule: messenger RNA, 1058 nt
Organism: Mangifera indica (mango)
Lineage: Eukaryota; Viridiplantae; Streptophyta; Magnoliopsida; Sapindales; Anacardiaceae
Product: probable calcium-binding protein CML41
Exons: 1
Coding region: 205-768 (187 amino acids)
Molecular function (GO): enzyme regulator activity; calcium ion binding
Source: RefSeq, a predicted model, not a curated record